This is a messenger RNA of Paramisgurnus dabryanus, 1863 nucleotides long. It is a transcript of the gene cpn1, whose product is annotated as carboxypeptidase N, polypeptide 1. Gene Ontology annotation, molecular function: metallocarboxypeptidase activity; zinc ion binding. Gene Ontology annotation, biological process: protein processing; peptide metabolic process. NCBI's taxonomy places the organism in Eukaryota, Metazoa, Chordata, Actinopteri, Cypriniformes, Cobitidae. The record is from RefSeq and is a predicted model, not a curated record.
AUCCAGAGGGAGGAGGCAAUCAGAAGAGCAGGAUCGAGCAAACAGAGAAGUGGCGCUCUGUUUGUAGAGCAGUACGGGACCAUGCUGUCAGGCUGCUCUUUGAUCUGGACCGGAGCGCUCCUGCUGGGGCUUAAGGCUUUGCUGACAGGGGCGUCUGACUUCCAGCACCAUGGCUAUGAGGAGAUGGUCAGAGCUCUUUUUGCGGUCCAAAGCGAGUGUCCCUACAUCACCCGCAUCUACAGCAUCGGACGCAGCACGGAGGGUCGACACCUUUACGUACUGGAGUUCAGUGACAACCCGGGCAUCCACGAAGCAUUGGAACCAGAGUUCAAGUACGUAGGGAACAUGCAUGGAAAUGAAGUGCUUGGGAGGGAGCUGCUCAUCUACCUAUCCCAAUUCCUGUGCGAGGAAUACCGAUCUGGAAACGAGCGAAUCACGCGGCUCAUCCAUGAUACACGGAUCCACAUCCUUCCUUCGAUGAACCCAGAUGGAUACGAGGUGGCGGCCAGGCAGGGUCCAGAGUUCAAUGGCUACUUAGUGGGCCGUGGAAAUGCAAAGGAUGUAGACCUGAACCGCAAUUUCCCCGACCUGAAUGCUCUGAUGUACUACUAUGAGAAGCACAACGGUCAAAACCACCACCUGCCGCUGCCAGACAACUGGGAUGCACAGGUUGAGCCGGAGACUUUAGCUGUGAUCAAAUGGAUGGAUAAUUAUAACUUUGUUCUGUCAGCUAACCUCCACGGUGGAGCUGUUGUCGCCAACUACCCAUUCGAUAAGUCCAGAGAGGCCAGGAUAAGAGGCAAGACAACAUAUUCAGCCACCCCCGAUGACAAAAUAUUCAGAAAGUUGGCAAAGACAUACUCCUAUGCCCACAGCUGGAUGCAUAAGGGCUGGAACUGUGGCGAUUACUUUGAGGAAGGGAUUACAAAUGGAGCCAGCUGGUACUCUUUGUCAAAGGGCAUGCAGGACUUCAACUACCUCCGCACGAACUGUUUUGAGAUCACUCUGGAGCUCAGCUGUGAUAAGUUUCCUCCGGCGACGGCCCUUGCCAACGAGUGGCUUGCCAACAGGGAAGCUCUGGUGUCUUACAUGGAGCAGGUGCAUCUUGGGAUCAAAGGCAUGGUCUAUGAUGAAAACAACAACCCGAUCAGUAAUGCAAUAAUCUCUGUGGCAGGUAUAAACCACGACAUAACCGCCGGGGCGGAUGGAGACUACUUCCGUCUGCUGUUGCCCGGGACUUACACAGUUACCGCGUCUGCAUCAGGGUACCAGCCUUUUACCAGCACGGUGACAGUGGGACCAGCUGAAGCUGUACAGUUACAUUUCUAUUUGAAAGUUCAGUUGAAACCGGCAGACUUGAAUACAAAACCUCAUCACCACAAGAAAGGCCAUUCAACAGCUAAAGUUCUUACCACCAACCUUGGACCAAGAUAAAGAGCAAAACACUUUUGUCAACGUAGACAAAACUCUUUCUGUGUUUUUUUCUGUGUUUUUAAGUGAAGAUGAGAAAAAAAAUGAAAGGGAAACAUGGACUCUCACUGUGACGGACCAUAUAGUUUCUCAUUUGUUUAGAUGUGCAAGAGUGUUUUUUACUGCUCUCAUGUUCUAGCUGAGCUUAAAUUUACAUGUAUGUCUCAUAGUGUUGGAUUGAAAGAACAAGAAAACACGUCAACUUUAAAUUUCUCUUUUUAUGAGAAAUAAGUCAGGAAAAUAGUGACCUUAAAAUGUUACUGGAUACUAUUCGAUACUAUUGCAAACUUAUAUCUGAUUAUGAUAUGAGGUCAGUUUAAGAAUAAUCUCAAAUGUGGAAAAAAAUAAUAAUCUUUUAUCAUAAAAAAUAAACUAAGAUUGGUCUUUAAUAAA